This is a messenger RNA of Striga hermonthica, 3006 nucleotides long. NCBI's taxonomy places the organism in Eukaryota, Viridiplantae, Streptophyta, Magnoliopsida, Lamiales, Orobanchaceae. The record is from the annotation of a GenBank genome assembly.
AUGGCUGCGGCAACGAUGGUCAGCUCGGCUGGUGGGCUGCUUUCAAUGCUGAAUGAAAACCAUCCGGCGCUCAAGUUACACGCGCUCUCAAAUCUUAACGCUUUUGUUCACUACUUCUGGCCGGAGAUCUCGGAUUCUCUGAAUAUUAUAGAAAGCUUGUAUGAAGAUGAAGAGUUUGAACAGCGGCAGCUUGCUGCUUUGCUCGUGUCAAAGGUUUUCUACUAUUUGGGUGAACUUAGUGACUCAUUGACAUAUGCCUUGGGGGCCGGUUCACUAUUUGAUAUAACUGAAGAUUCUGAUUACGUUCAUACUCUGCUUGCCAGAGCAAUUGAUGAAUAUGCCAGUCUCAAGACCAAAGCAGAUGAGGCAAACAAGUCAGCAGUGAUUGAUCCUAGACUGGAAGUAAUUGUUGAGAGAAUGCUUGAUAAGUGUAGAAUAGAUGGAAAAUGUCAACAAGCAAUAGGAAUGGCCAUUGAGUGCAGACGAAUGGAUAUACUUGAGGAAACUGUUUUUAACAGUGAUAAUGUUGAUGUUCAUUUUAUUAUGAGAUAUUGCAUUGAUAUCUGUCACUCAUUUGUCAACAACAGAACAUAUCGGCGUGAGGUUAUCCGUGUUCUUAUCAAGGACUAUGAGUAUCAUCCAUCCCCUGAUUAUCUGUGUCUUUGUCAGGGCCUUAUGUUUUUAGAUGAUCACGAAUCUGUUGCUAGCAUAUUCGAGAAACUUUUGCUAUCAGAAAAUGUGGACGAUGCACUAUUGGCAUUUCAAAUAGCCUUUGAUCUUGUGGAGAAUGAGAACCAAGCCUUCCUUCUGAAGGUGAUGGAUCAGCUUCCUAGUUUCAACAUACAGUCUUCAGAACCUCUGCAAUCGUUGGGGUCUGCUCAGCCAGAUUCUUCAGCCAGUGGGUCGGGGUCUGCUCAGCCAGAUUCUUCAGCCAGUGGAAUUGUCCCAACAUCAGAGGAUGCUCAAAUGACCGAUGGAGCUCAAGCAGACAGAAACACAACGCUUAUUGAUACAAGGGAAGCAGUAUAUGAUGAGAGACUGGAAAAGCUUGAAGGAAUUUUGUCUGGGCAGACUUCAAUACAAUUGACUUUACAAUUCUUGUACAGUCAUAACAAAUCAGAUCUUCUCAUUCUUAAGACGAUAAAGCAAUCUGUUGACAUGAGAAAUAGUGUAUGCCAUAGUGCAACAAUAUUUGCGAAUGCCAUUAUGCAUGCUGGAACAACUGUCGAUACUUUUCUUAGGGAUAAUCUGGAUUGGCUGAGUAGGGCUACAAAUUGGGCUAAAUUUAGUGCAACAGCAGGACUUGGUGUCAUACACAGAGGCCAUCUGCAGCAAGGAAGAUCUCUCAUGGCACCUUACUUGCCACAAGGUGGGGCUGCUGGCAGUCCAUACUCUGAAGGUGGAGCUCUGUAUGCUCUUGGUUUGAUUCACGCAAAUCACGGGGAUGGCAUCAAGAAAUUUCUGCGCGAGAGCCUUAGAAGCACUAAUGUUGAGGUUAUCCAGCAUGGGGCCUGCCUAGGUCUUGGUCUUGCAGCUUUGGGCACUGCUGACAGUGACAUCUUUGAAGACAUAAAAAAUGUGUUGUACACUGACAGUGCUGUUGCCGGUGAAGCUGCUGGAAUUAGCAUGGGUUUACUACUGGUUGGCACUGCAAGUGAGAAGGCUGGCGAAAUGCUCGCUUAUGCACAUGAAACCCAACAUGAGAAGAUUAUUAGGGGUUUGACCUUGGGAAUAGCACUUACAGUCUAUGGCAGAGAGGAAGAAGCCGAUGAACUGAUUGAGCAGAUGACUCGCGAUCAGGAUCCCAUAAUACGUUAUGGUGGCAUGUAUGCUUUGGGCUUGGCGUACAGAGGAACGUCCAGCAAUAAAGCCAUACGUCAGUUGCUGCACUUUGCCGUGUCAGAUGCCAGCGAUGAUGUCAGGCGGACUGCUGUUCUUGCCCUUGGGUUUGUGUUGUAUUCUGAGCCCGAACAGACCCCUAGAAUUGUUUCUUUAUUGUCAGAGUCCUACAAUCCACAUGUUCGGUAUGGUGCUGCACUGGCAGUCGGGAUUUCUUGUGCGGGCACUGGUCUCAGUGAGGCCAUAUCGUUGCUGGAGCCUCUUACAUCAGAUGUUGUUGACUUUGUUCGUCAAGGUGCUCUAAUUGCAAUGGCGAUGGUGAUGAUCCAGAUCAGUGAAACUAGUGAUUCUCGUGUUGGUACUUUCAGGCGGAAACUGGAAAAGAUUAUACUAGGCAAGCAUGAAGACACAAUGAGCAAGAUGGGUGCAAUUUUAGCCUCCGGAAUUCUAGAUGCUGGUGGAAGGAAUGUGACCAUCAAGUUGCUUUCAAAAUCGAAACACGACAAAAUUACGGCAGUUGUUGGUCUUGCUGUGUUCAGUCAGUUUUGGUACUGGUACCCACUUAUAUAUUUCAUAAGCCUGGCAUUUUCACCAACUGCCUUCAUAGGUCUGAACUAUGACCUGAAAGUGCCAAAGUUUGACUUCCUGUCACAUGCAAAGCCUUCAUUGUUUGAAUACCCUAAGCCUACAGUUGUGCCUACCACUACUUCAGCUGUUAAACUACCUACAGUGGUUUUAUCGACAUCAGCAAGGGCCAAGGCAAGGGUCAGUAAGAAAGAGGCUGACAAGGCCGAGACAAGUUCUGGCAAGGCUAAAAGUUCUGGCGAGGACAGUGACUCCAUGCAGGCUGAUACCACCACUCCGGAGAAGAAAUCUGAACCCGAGCCAACAUUUGAAAUUCUGACCAACCCAGCCAGGGUGGUCCCUGCCCAACAAAAAUUCAUCAAAUUCCUCGAGGAGAGCAGAUACAUCCCAGUGACAUCGGCCAGCUCGGGAUUUGUGCUUCUGAAGGAUUUGCGUCCGAAUGAUCCCGAAGAAUUAAUCCUCACCGAUGCUCUCCCAUCAACAACGGCAUCGAAUGCCGGGCAGCAUGGAUCCUCUGCUGCUGCUAUGGCUGUGGAUGAUGAUGAACCUGAACCCCCGAGACCUUUUCAGUACACAUCGUGA